AUGGAUCGCAUCGAGCCCGCGGAGGACUCGAAUGACCGGAGGGCUACGCCGGAGCAGCAGCAGUCUACAGAAGCCUCAUCAUCGAGGCCACCACUGGCGACUUUGCGCCCGCGAGCCCCCUCAAAUCGUACGCGCCGGCCUAGCAUCCGCCUGUCGCGCCUACCCUCCUCCUCUUCAUUGCACACCGUCAACGAGCAGCAACAGCAACAGAGCCCGCCUGAGAACCAACCUGGUCCCCAACCUGGUCCCUUCCUUUCCCGCCAAAUAUCCGUCAGAUCCCCGGUAGAGGAGGAAGAUGAAACAUGGCAGAAUGGUCGACGACGCAGCAACUCCGAGCCCCGACCAGGGCGAUGGUCUUUUCCUGCUCCGGAUGUGCUCUCUCGAGUGGCAAAACCCAUGAUGUCUUUGACUGAAGAGUCAUCUCACCAGAGCCCGUUCCCGGCCUCUCCAAAUGGCCUCACUACGGAGCGAACAGCGGACGAAUAUCUUCAACCGCCUGCGCCGGCACUCGCGCGCCCAACAUCUCGGAAUGUGCUGCGCCGGACGAGCCAAGCGGCUCUAAAUCGCUUCUCCCGCAACCGGGCAUCGACGGUAUCAGGGGUCCCACCAACACUCGAGGCGUCAAAGGAGCAUCCAGCGGCGAAUGAAUAUGGGUCUCAUCUGGUCGACGUACUGGAUGUCAUUGACCCGGAGGUCUCGGCUUUGUCGACCCUCACGAAUGUGCAGAACUCGUUGUUCAUUCCCAAUCUGGGCAACUUCGUGAACCGCAUGCCCACCUACCAACUCUCGCGUCCGCGUCCGUCGGACCAAGAACAGGGAACCAGCACAGAUGAAGGAGAGGUUUCAGAGGAGUCGAAAAUGAAGGAGCGGCCGAGAUUGGAACAACUCCGCCCCUUUUCAAGCAUGUCAUCUGUGCUUGCGGGCCCUCGGUAUGCCGUUUUACCCGAAGGUCAUGAGCUGGAGGGAUGGACCAACGAGGACUUCGCCGAACUGAACGAUUACGUUCGGCAUAUGCUUCACUCGCGCCGGUCCAAGUUCAAGCGGUCGAUGAGGGGGUUUGGACAGUAUAUCCGGAAGCCGCUCGGAUUUCUUGUUACUCUCUACGCAACCCUUAUUACUCUGUUUGGUCUCGCCUGGGUGCUCUUCUUGAUUGGUUGGAUCAAUGUGGGCGGAAAGCAGCUCUACGUCGUCAAUGUUAUUGAUAACGUUCUUGUGGCGUUGUUCGCGAUUAUGGGUGACGGUCUCGCUCCCUUCCGAGCUGUGGACACUUAUCACAUGAUCUUCAUUGCCCAUUAUACCAUGUUGACGUGGAAGAUUCGUCGUAAGCGACGACUCCCCGAUCUCAAGGACAAGAACGAUCUACCCGCUCAGCGGGAGAAAGAUGUGGAUGUCGAAUUCGGCGAUACCCCCAAGGAAGAUGAGCAUGAGUUCUCGGUGCUUAGCCCUCGCCAGCAGCUGCGUUUGAUACACCACCAGACCAAGUUCGCCAAGUCACACACCUUCUACAAACCGCACGAGACUAUGACCCACCACGCCUUCCCUCUGCGCAUUCUCAUCGCCGUUGUUGUCCUGCUCGACUGUCACUCCCUCCUCCAGAUCGCCCUAGGUGCUUGUACCUGGAGUAUGGAAGACCCUGGACAGCGGCCUUUUGCCCUGACCACCGUUAUUCUGUGCUGCUCCAUCACUUGCAACAUCACUGGCGGUGUGCUGAUCAUGAUCGGCGAUCGACGUGCGCGCAAGAAGGAGAUAGUGGAGCGCCUUUUCCGCCAGCAGCUGACAGAAGAAGCCAUGAAGAAGAUAGAGAAGAAGAAGGUCGAAGAGCGCAAGAGUAUGCAGCUCGAACGCCCUGAACCGUAUGAUGGCACUUGA
Messenger RNA from Penicillium canariense, 1869 nucleotides. Its product is annotated as DUF2985 domain-containing protein. The transcript has 4 exons. The record is from RefSeq and is a predicted model, not a curated record. Lineage: Eukaryota; Fungi; Ascomycota; Eurotiomycetes; Eurotiales; Aspergillaceae. Bases 1 to 1869 code for a protein of 622 amino acids.